UUAGGGCUGGGCUUCUUCCGCGCUCCCCCUUCAAAACCUAUAGCUAUCGUUGACGAAAAACCCUUUUUCUUCCAGCUCGGAGCAAAAACCCUGCAACAAAGCAAACCCCCGUCUUCCUUCUGAGGAGACUCCAUCUCCUUCGCCAUGCCGCAAGGAGAUUAUAUCGAGCUUCACCGCAAGCGACAUGGCUACCGCCAUGAUCACUUUGAGAGGAAGCGAAAGAAGGAGGCUCGUGAAGUCCACAAGCGUUCGGCUUUCGCUCAGAAGGCGUUGGGUAUUAAGGGUAAGAUGUUUGCCAAGAAACGGUAUGCUGAGAAGGCGUUGAUGAAGAAAACACUGGCUAUGCAUGAGGAAUCAUCAACUAGACGCAAGGUUGAUGAUGAGGUUCAUGAAGGAGCUGUUCCUGCUUAUCUGUUGGAUCGUGAAACAACAACAAGAGCAAAGGUUCUUAGCAACACUAUCAAGCAGAAAAGGAAAGAGAAAGCUGGUAAAUGGGAGGUUCCUCUACCCAAGGUGAGACCUGUUGCUGAAGAUGAGAUGUUUAGAGUAAUCAGGUCCGGUAAAAGAAAAACAAAGCAAUGGAAGAGAAUGGUCACGAAGGCCACAUUUGUGGGACCGGGUUUUACGAGAAAACCCCCCAAGUAUGAGCGUUUCAUUCGUCCAACCGGAUUGCGGUUCACAAAAGCCCAUGUGACACAUCCCGAGUUGAAAUGCACUUUCAAUCUUGAAAUCAUUGGAGUGAAGAAAAAUCCCAAUGGUCAGAUGUACACUUCCCUGGGUGUUAUGACCAAGGGAACGAUUAUUGAGGUGAAUGUCAGUGAACUUGGUCUGGUUACUCCAGCAGGAAAAGUUGUGUGGGGGAAAUAUGCUCAAGUUACAAAUAACCCGGAGAAUGAUGGUUGUAUAAAUGCUGUUCUGCUUGUCUAAGAGGCUUUGCAACUAUUUGCGGUACUAAUUUGUUCUGAUCAUGUGGGAAGGUGUUAAGUCCCACUAAAUGCAGUCCAAUUUUGUUCGGGAUCUACCAUAAACCAUGGUUUUGCAGUAGUUGGUUGUGUUGUAUUUCUUCUCUUAUUACAGAGUUGCUUUGCGGAGAAUCUAUCUUAUUUAUGUGAAUUUUCUCUAUUUGACAAACACAAGCACUCGUCAAAGACGUCAAUGUUAAGGCUCCCCAUCAUUAUACGUU
This is a messenger RNA of Nelumbo nucifera (sacred lotus), 1183 nucleotides long. Its product is annotated as Ribosomal protein S8e family protein. The record is from RefSeq and is a predicted model, not a curated record. Lineage: Eukaryota; Viridiplantae; Streptophyta; Magnoliopsida; Proteales; Nelumbonaceae.